AAUCGAAGGACUUUUCCCCAGAAUCUGGUUGAAACGGCCUCCACAACGGAUAGGCCAAGAGAUCUCCUGCUGAUCCAGCAGGCCAAGCCCCCGGGCAACGGCAACGGCACCACCAACACCAUUGCCAGUGGCAAGUCCUCGUCGGGCGGUGGCGGCCAGGUCUAUAUCGACACCGAUGCUGCCACAGCAGCCGCGGUGGCAAAUCUGCGCAGCAAGGUGCCCUCCAUCUCGAUAAUCCCCCUGCCCGUGUCCACCAGCAUCGUGGCACGCAGUGGAGCAGCUGCCGCGGGUGUCCUGCCCCAGCUGAUACCCAGCUCAGGCGCCAGGAGCGUGUCCAACAAGUCAACGGCCACCUCGCCUCCGCUGGCCUUCCUCUCGCAGGACUCGCAGGCCACGCCCGGCCUGACCCUGCUGCCCCGCCCCCAGCAGCAGCACCAGUACCAGCAGACCGACAAGUGCACCGUACUGAAGCUGGAUGUGGUGAAGCCCAAUCCGGGGGCAAGCGGGGCGUCCGGCACCAGUGGUUCGUCCAACAGCACCUACCUGCAGAUCGAGCAGCAGCUCAGCGAGCUGGAGGCGGCCGACGAGGAGGAGGAGAACAUGGCCAGCCUGCUGGGCAGCGGCCCGCCCGCCCAGAUCCUGGCCAACCAGCCCAUCAUCGUGAAGAUCGAGCCCACGCAGUCGUUCCACAUCGUGGAUGAGGGCGACACCCGCGUCCUCAGCCUGCCCCUCACCGAUGCCGACAAGCUGGGCGCCAGUUGGAUUGAUCUCAAGGACAUAGCGGGCCUCCAGGCGGGCGGGGGCGCCACCCUGCUGGACGUGUGCUUCGAGCAGGCCAACGAGGACGGCACCAUCAUAGCCACAGUGCAGCCGGACAUGGACACGGAUCUGGAGGGGGACCUGGAAGGGGUGGCCGAGCCGGAAGAUGAGACUGAAACAGAGCCACCGGCACCCAAGAGGUUGACCAUCACCCGAAUGCAACAGCCAAGGCAGCAGCAGCCGCAGCAACACCAGCCGCAGGCUAAAUUCCUGUCGGAUCCCCCGGCCUUGGCUCGCUCCAGCAGCUUCGGCAGCCUGAGUAGCUUCAGCAGCCUCAGCAACAUCAGCUCCGCCUGCAAGAACAUGGCCAGCACCAACAGCAGCACCGAAAGCAGCAACAACCUGAAGCGCUCCAAGGAGCGCUCGCCGCCACCAGCACCCCACCAACCAGCCAUGCCACCUCUCGCCGCCCAGAAACCCGCUGCCAUGGCCUCGUCAGCGACGACGGCAACUGCCACUGCCACAGCCACUGCAAUAUCCGCUGGCAGUGCGGCAGGCACAGCAGCAACAUCGGUCCGCGAUGGAGGCAGCAACAACAGCGGCAGCAGCAGCAGCACCAAUGGAGCCAUGACAGCUCAAAUCGAGAUAAUUCCAUGCAAAGUCUGCGGCGACAAGUCAUCGGGCGUGCACUACGGCGUUAUCACCUGUGAGGGCUGUAAGGGAUUCUUUCGACGAUCGCAGAGCUCCGUGGUGAACUAUCAGUGUCCGCGCAACAAGCAAUGUGUGGUGGACCGCGUUAACCGGAACCGCUGUCAAUACUGUAGACUGCAAAAGUGCCUAAAACUGGGAAUGAGUCGUGAUGCUGUAAAGUUCGGAAGGAUGUCGAAGAAACAGCGCGAGAAGGUCGAGGACGAGGUCCGCUUCCACCGGGCCCAGAUGAGGGCCCAGAGCGACGCGGCGCCGGACAGCUCCGUGUACGAUACGCAGACGCCCUCUAGCAGCGAUCAGCUGCAUCACAACAACUACAAUAGCGGCGGAUAUUCCAACAAUGAGGUGGGCUACGGCAGUCCCUACGGCUACUCGGCCUCGGUGACGCCCCAGCAGACCAUGCAGUACGAUAUAUCGGCGGACUACGUGGACAGCACCACCUACGAGCCGCGCAGUACAAUAAUCGAUCCCGAAUUUAUUAGUCAUGCAGAUGGCGAUAUCAACGAUGUGCUGAUCAAAACCCUGGCGGAGGCGCAUAACAACACAAAUACCAAACUGGAAGCUGUGCACGACAUGUUCCGAAAGCAACCGGACGUAUCGCGCAUUCUCUACUACAAGAAUCUGGGCCCCGAGGAGCUCUGGCUGGACUGCGCCGAGAAGCUUACACAAAUGAUACAGAACAUAAUCGAAUUUGCAAAGCUAAUACCAGGAUUCAUGCGCCUGAGUCAGGACGAUCAGAUAUUAUUGCUGAAGACGGGCUCCUUUGAGCUGGCGAUUGUUCGCAUGUCCAGACUGCUAGAUCUCUCCCAGAACGCGGUACUCUACGGCGAUGUGAUGCUGCCCCAGGAGGCGUUCUACACAUCCGACUCGGAGGAGAUGCGCCUGGUGUCGCGCAUCUUCCAAACGGCCAAGUCGAUAGCCGAACUUAAACUGACUGAAACCGAACUGGCGCUGUACCAGAGCUUAGUUUUGCUCUGGCCAGAACGCAAUGGAGUCCGUGGUAAUACGGAAAUUCAGAGGCUUUUCAAUCUGAGCAUGAAUGCGAUUCGGCAGGAGCUGGAAACGAAUCAUGCGCCGCUCAAGGGCGAUGUCACUGUGCUGGACACACUGCUGAACAAUAUACCCAAUUUCCGCGACAUUUCCAUUCUGCAUAUGGAGGCGUUGAGCAAAUUCAAGCAACAGCAUCCGAAUGUGGUGUUCCCGGCGCUGUACAAGGAGCUCUUCUCCAUAGAUUCGCAGCAGGAUCUGACAUAACAAGAGCAGCAACUGUUCAUGGAGAGCUCGAGUGCGGAUGAGGUUGCGGACGAGGCCGGUGCGGCUGCGGAUGCCGCAGGCCUAGUCCUGCCGCUGGUGGCGCCACCUGCCGGACAGCAGCUGCUCGAGGACUGAGGACCGAGCGGCAAGGAUACAAAUAUGAAAAGGAUAUGAAAAGAAAUGCGUUAUACAGCCUCUGCAGAUGUCUGCAGAUACAAGAACUUUAUCAUGAUUUAAGCUAGCAUACAACCAAGGAUGUGAUCCUCGCCAAGGACUCACUUAAAAAGAACUCUAUCUAUACAUAAACACAUAUACACCCACACACACAGACACACACAUAUAUAUAUUAUAUAUGACAGAGCGGAAAACGCAGAGAAAGGGAAGGGAAAAUAUUUGAAAAAUAUUGUUAACUCAGUUAAGACUUUUUGCUUCGUAGAGAAAUCGAAACCGAAACUUAAACUGAAACUGAAACCGAAACCGAUUGCAUUUUGGAGCAAGGGGCAUACAAUUCUGAUUUUCGUGUUUAUAUACAACAUAUACAUACAAA
Messenger RNA from Drosophila bipectinata, 3268 nucleotides. RefSeq names its product Hormone receptor 3 (gene Hr3). The record is from RefSeq and is a predicted model, not a curated record. Lineage: Eukaryota; Metazoa; Arthropoda; Insecta; Diptera; Drosophilidae. Gene Ontology annotation, molecular function: nuclear receptor activity; RNA polymerase II cis-regulatory region sequence-specific DNA binding; zinc ion binding. Gene Ontology annotation, cellular component: nucleus. Gene Ontology annotation, biological process: regulation of transcription by RNA polymerase II.